AGGAGAACCGCUCCGGGACAGCACUUUUCCAGUCUAGGGAGAAAGAGGUGGAAGGGAGGGAGAUUGGGUGAGCAACGACUGUGAGAUGGGGUCUGAGCUUAUUUUAAUGAAACAUCGUUUGCUCUUUACUCUGAUAGUUUUCAGCAUUGCAAGUUCCAAGGUCCACUAUGGACUCGCUGCUCCUGUUCAAAAUCAAGGCAGUUUGUCCAAGAUGUUUCCCAGAGGCAGCCACUGGGCGGUGGGGCAUUUGAUGGGGAAAAAGAGUGUGGACGAUACGCUUUAUGGCUACACCAACAGUGAGAACGUGAUAUAUCCUAUUCUGUCAGGAAUUGCUAAGCAGCCAGAAGACAACGUGCAGUGGGCUGAGGUAGCCAAGCGUUUCCUAAAUUUGUGGGAGGAAACCUCAUCUACAAAUGUUCGGAAAUCAAGGGAAGACAUUCCCAUAUUUAACAAGCAACCUUUGCAAACAAAUGACUACAACCUCAAAGAGAUGGUGGAUUAUCUUCUGCAGUUUAUGAACAUGAAGGAUGAAACCCCAAGUUGAAGAUGCAAUAAGAAUUCAGUCACAAAUUAAUCUAGAGACUAUGGUGUUUUGUUUUUCUCCAAAUGUUUAGCUCCACCAAAUACCAGACUAAAUUGUUUUUGUUUUAAAAUAAAUGAAUGUUCUUGUACCUCUGUACAUUAACUAAAUGAUUUUCACACAGCAGAUUAUGUUUUGAUGUUUUUAAUGUAAAUAAGUGUACUAGGCAGGUCUUCCAAUAUAAAGAUCAUACUGUUAUUUAUUUUGAUGUUUUAUAAUAAUUCAGCUUUUGGUUUGCAGCUACAUUAUGAAUUAAAGAAAUAAAAUCUUGAUUCAUAUCA
Amblyraja radiata (thorny skate) is the source of this 861-nucleotide messenger RNA. It is a transcript of the gene grp, whose product is annotated as gastrin-releasing peptide. NCBI's taxonomy places the organism in Eukaryota, Metazoa, Chordata, Chondrichthyes, Rajiformes, Rajidae. Gene Ontology annotation, biological process: neuropeptide signaling pathway. The record is from RefSeq and is a predicted model, not a curated record. Gene Ontology annotation, molecular function: neuropeptide hormone activity. The transcript is spliced from 3 exons. The coding region runs from base 86 to 544 and encodes 152 amino acids.